AUGACCAUCUUAAUCCUCAAAUUCCGACUCUACAAACCUCCGACCUGUCGAGACCUUAACCAUCUCUUCAACCCUCCGACCUACCGACUUUUCAACCCUUCAACCUUCCGACUCUUCAAACUUCCGACCUUCCAACUCUUCAACCCUCCGACCUUCCGAUUCUUCAACACUCCGAACUUCCGACUCUUGAACCCUCCGACUCUUCAACCUUAUAGGACCUUCCAACAGUUCAACCCUCCGACCAUCCGACUCUUCAACCCUCCGACCUUCCGUCUCUUCAACCUUCCGGAAUUCCGACUCUUGAACCAUCCGACCUUCCUACUCUUGAACCCUCCAACCUUCCGACUCUUCAAACCUCCGACCUUCCGACUCUUCCACCCUCCGACCUUCCGAGUCUUCAACCCCCGACCUUCCGACUCUUCAACACUCCGACCUUCUGACUCUUCAACCCCCCGACCUUCCGACUCUUCAACCCUCCGAAUCUUCAACCUUAAGACCUUCCAACAGUUCCACUCUCCGAACAUCCGACUCUUCAACCCUCCGACCUUCCAUCUCUUCAACCUUCCGAACUUCCGAUUCUUCAACCCUCCAACCUUCCGACUCUUCAACCAUCCGACCUUCCGACACUUCAACCCUCCGACCAAUUCUGACUUCAACCCUCCUUCCUUCCGACUCUUCAACCCUCCGACCUUCCGAUUGUUCAACCCUCCGACCUUCCGACUCUUAAACCGUAGGACCUUCCUACUCUUGAACCCUCCGACCUUCCUACUCUUGAACCCUCCAACCUUCCGACUCUUCAUCCCUCCGACGUUCCGACUCUUCAACCCUCCGACAUUCCGACUCUUCAACCUCGCGACCUUCCGACUCUACAAAUUCCGACCUUCCGAAUCUUCAACCUUUCGACUCUUCAACCCUCCGACCUUCCAUCUCUUCAACCUUCCGAACUUCCGAUUCUUCGACCCUCCGACCUUCCGACUCUUUAAACCUCCGACCUUUGCACUCUUCAACCCUAGGACCUUCCGAUUCUUCAACCCUCCGACCUUCUGA
Molecule: messenger RNA, 1047 nt
Organism: Procambarus clarkii (red swamp crayfish)
Lineage: Eukaryota; Metazoa; Arthropoda; Malacostraca; Decapoda; Cambaridae
Source: RefSeq, a predicted model, not a curated record